AUGGCAGGUGAGCUUACUGCAAAAACGAGAAGAGAGGAAAACAACAUAACCUCACCUCGUUCACAACCAGCAUUCUCUAUAUCACAAACAGAGACAUAUGCAGUGAGAUCAGAUGACAAUACAGUGAGAUCAGAUGACAUUGAUAUCGGAGUGAGCUGUAAACAAGAGACUGAACCCUUAUCUCCGUGUUACAGAGAUAACACCGAGAAACAAGCCGCCCUUAUCUCCCUCUCUUCAACCUUGCCCAGUCUAAUCCCAGCAAACACCUUCACACAACACCACACCACCCAUCUCCCUAUCACCUCCACUAACCUUACCAACACUAUCACUACAAACCUCAUAACUUCAGUCCUCAACUCAACAUUUGCCUCCCAUAUGCCAGUCUACCAGCCUUUAGCAAGCAAGUUAACUCCUCAAUCUCCUAAUCUAUCAUCCUCACCUCACUCAAUAACCAACACACUCGCAGUUCCACCUCACUCCACACCACAGAGUGUUGAGACUCCAAAUGUGUCCUCCGGGGACCAAGUCCUGGUUACGUUUGAUAAAAGUAACGCUGCAAACAUGACCUUCAAGUCGAGGAGCAACAGUUGUAAACGUACGAUGAGACAUCGAACCAGGUUCAACAGUGGUCAGCUGGAGAGAUUAGAGGAGGCGUUUAAUGACACUCAGUACCCUGACCUGGGAAACAGGGAGAAAAUAGCUAGAGAUAUCGGAUUAUCAGAGAGCUGCGUUCAGGUGUGGUUUCAAAACAGGAGAGCACGUUGGAGAAAGUCUCUGAAAGGAACAGAACAGAGCAGCAAGGGGCAGUACAAAGGGCCCGCCAGUUGGAUUGCCAGAUACCUCGAAUAUCAGGAGCUGUACAAGAAGAAAGUUAUUGAUUUACUCGUCGAAAAAUCCCUGUCAGAAACCAAUUUAGCAGAUGUUUUAGAUACUUUUCCCAGUAUAUCUACAGCUUGA
Bolinopsis microptera is the source of this 957-nucleotide messenger RNA. Its product is annotated as pituitary homeobox 2-like. The transcript is spliced from 5 exons. The coding region runs from base 1 to 957 and encodes 318 amino acids. NCBI's taxonomy places the organism in Eukaryota, Metazoa, Ctenophora, Tentaculata, Lobata, Bolinopsidae. Gene Ontology annotation, molecular function: RNA polymerase II transcription regulatory region sequence-specific DNA binding; DNA-binding transcription factor activity, RNA polymerase II-specific. The record is from RefSeq and is a predicted model, not a curated record. Gene Ontology annotation, biological process: regulation of transcription by RNA polymerase II.